AACUGUUCUGAACUACAAUUCAAUCUGUUGAAUGUAUUCCGUCGGCACGAGACGGAGGACCAAGAGGUGGUUUCAGCCGCGGGAACAUUCGCCACAAGCAUCUUCUCGGUGGGCACUGGUUGGCCGCAGAGCGCCAUGGCGACCAUCGUACUGGAGAGAAUCGGCAGAGUGUUCAUCAGCUUGCAGCAGAUCCGGCAGGUUCCCCGGAUGCUGACCGAGGCGGCGCCCUCCAUGCCGGGCACGGUCAGGGACACGGAGGUGCCGUACUACUUCAGGGAGCGCUACGUUUGCACGGGCUACAGGCCGCUGGACCAAAAUUGGCGCUACUACUUCCUGUCCAUGUUCCAGCGGCACAACGAGACCAUCAACAUCUGGACUCACCUGCUGGCCUUCCUGGCCUUUCUGGUGAAGCUGCGCCAGCUGUCCGAGACGGUGGACUUUGUGGGGGACCCCCACUCGUGGCCCCUGCUGAUCCUGGUCCUGUCCUCUCUGAUGUACUCGGCCUUCAGCGUGGCUGCCCACCUGCUGGGGGGCAAGUCUGAGCUGUACCACUACUGCUUCUUCUUCCUGGACUACGUCGGCGUGGCCCAGUAUCAGUACGGCAGUGCCGUGGUGCACUUCUACUACGCCGUGGAUGAGGGCAUGCACCGACACGUGCGGGGGGUCUUCAUGCCCAUGGCCGCCGUCCUCAGCUUCCUCUCCUGUCUGGGGUGCUGCUACGGCAAAUACUGCAAUCACAGCCUGCCUUCCUGGGUGCGCAAGGUGUGCCAGGUGGUGCCCUCGGCCCUGGCCUACAUGUGGGACAGCAGCCCCGUGGCAAAGCGGCUCUUCCUGUGGUCCGGCGGCGACCCCGCCGCCCCUUACCACCUGGGUCAGGUGGGCUUCUUUCUGAGCUGUGCCUUCUUCUUCACCGUCCCCCUGCUGGAGCGCCACCUCCCCGGUCGCUGCGACUUCUUGGGGCAGAGUCAUCAGAUCUUUCACGUUUUCCUGUCCUGCUGCACCUUCUGCCAGAUCCACGCCUCCCACCUGGACUACGUGGGCCGCAGGAGGCUGUACACGCGGCUGCACGGCGCCGAAGAGGCCCCCCUCUUCCUGGGCCUGUACGCGGUCACUGUGGCUGGAUGUGCACUAAUAGCAGCCUUUUGGCUGACCAAAGUCAAACGAAUGCUCGAUGUUAAAAACAAGUCCAAGUAAAGGCAUUCUCCGCCUUUUCCUCAAGGUACUGCUUUGAUGGAAGGGGAGCAUUAUUGUUACCGUAGCCUAACAUUUUGCGGCAGAGGUUAAUGUUCUUCUCUGUAUUAACACACAGUAUCUGCAUUUUUAUGUAUUAGUAAAGCCGGUGCUGUUUUUUUGUUAACUUUUUAAGAUUUAUUGAGACCAUUAGAGCUUCAAUAUCACUGUUUUACUGUUUAAAAUCUAAUUUCUCUAUACACUGUCCAGAUAUAACAUUAUGAACACCGACUAGUAAAGUGAAUGGUUCUCUUCCGGAUAUAACCCACUGUUCUAAGCAUAGGAAGGGACACAGAGCAUGUCAGAAAACCCGAGGUGUUCCCCUGACCUGGUUUCUCCCCAGGCACCAAUCUGACAGCAUCUGUUGGAAGCCAGCCCCCGACACCCACAGGGCCCCCAGUAGGUCCUUGUAAAAGACACUCCAGGACUCCUCCAGAUGCACUUUGACCACACAUUAGCAUGCCCUGUAGUAGGUGGUCAUAAUGUUAUGGCUGACAGGUGUCAGGAAAUGGAAAAAAAAUUCAAAAUGGACCGGCAGCGUAGCCCGAAAUUUUAACGAGUCAGGUUCUCUAAGCUUCUUGAAGAAGAUUCAAACCUCUUUUUUGGCUGUUGGCUGCCUUUAUCUUCUGCUCUCCAUCCGAUGGGCCAGCGUUGCUGCGGUAACGCUGUGGUCCCGGCUGUGGGAGGACUCAUCCCGCCAUCAGACCUGUUGCCGAUGACUUUAUUUCCACUUUGUGACAUUUAGCAUACCUCAGCCAUUUCUCCCUGUUUCCUUAAAAUGUCUUUUUUGUCCCGAUGAGUCUCUAAUGAACAGUCGAUGGAACAACUAAAGGUCCAGAUGCAUCUCUCAGGUCCUAUGCUGGAUUUUUUUUUAACUCCCUUGAAGACAUAAUUGUCCUCUUGUCCACUCACCUCUGAUUUUAUUUUAAGGACUUGCUGAACACCACUCUGAGGUUUCUACCAAUAGCUGUUUGGGAAUCAAGCUAUUGAUACUAAAAUACAAUUUUACGUCUGUUGUACUACUGUUUUAUUGUCAUAUUUUUCUAUUUAAUUUUAAUUUUUUAUAUUCUAGACAGGAACAAAGUGCCUUUAGUUGUCAAGUGUGAACACAACAAUGGUUCAUCCCUUUUGAGGAGGUGCUUUUUUGUGCUCGAGUGACUCACAGGUCAGUAUUAAGCAGCUCAACAAACACAUGAACACAGUAUAAUACAUAAGGAUGGCCUGGAAGGGAGAGUCUAAAGAAGAAUUUUGAAAAACCUUCAGAAAACCUAACCUACUGUCACUCCAAACCACUUUGAAAGAUUCUAACAAAACGUGGCUGCUUUGAGGCAGACCAAAAAUUUUGCACAACGUUGCAUUUAAAAGCAUCAUCAAAUUGAAAAAUGGAAGUAUUUAUUUUUUUAUAUUGAAAGUUUUAAAAAAAACUUUGGCCCUUUGUUAUUGUAGCUUGAAGAAGAUUAGCAGCAUUUAUCUGCUAAUAAGAUCUACUUUAUUAUCAGUUUGGACACUAUAAAAAGUAAAACAAAAAAAAAACUGCCAUUUGUUACAAUGUCUGAGGCCCUUGGCAGUGUCUGGCUUCUGAUUUGAUACAUUUUUAAGGCAGUGCUCAGUUACUUUUGCUGUAAAACUAUCUCCAGAAGAUCAAAAUUUAUUAUGACAUGUCCCAUUUUCAUGUUCUGUGGAGGUUUUAAAUCCCUGAAGAUGCACUGUAAAACAUUUUUUUAUUACCAGUCUGUGGUUUGCCGUCGCGCUACCACCGUUUCUAAUUUCAUGGCACUUAAACAAAAUUAUUUCCCUGCCAACUGAAUGUAUUUAAGAAAGCUGGAUGCUUUAUGAGGGAUUUAAUGCACGAUAAUGGAAGUCUUUACUUUUGUAAUAUGUCUCGUUUUAGACUUGUAUCUUGUAAGGCAGACUAUUAGCGCAAUCACCGUGUGACCUAAUGAACCUGUUUGUGCCUUUUGAAUUCUAAAAAGUAUAUGGAUGUGACAUGUGUUAACUCAAUAAAGUUAUCUUUACUGA
This is a messenger RNA of Menidia menidia (Atlantic silverside), 3249 nucleotides long. Lineage: Eukaryota; Metazoa; Chordata; Actinopteri; Atheriniformes; Atherinopsidae. The record is from the annotation of a GenBank genome assembly.